CUGGUGUUGAUUGAUCUUCAGACUUUAUAGGGGUCCGGAAGUUUUGAAAUUGCACCUUCAUUUCUUCAUUUAAGUUCUUCGGUUUCUGCAGACUCUUCCGUUUCGUCAUUCAUUCCUCUUUUAACAUAGAAAAUGCAGAGGCCUCCCCCUCCCGAAGACUAUUCCCUGAAGGAGACCUCGCCCCACCUUGGUGGUGGAGGUGUCACUGGGGACAAGCUUACGAGCACCUAUGACCUGGUUGAGCAGAUGCAAUACCUCUACGUUCGGGUUGUCAAAGCCAAAGACCUACCCGCAAAAGAUGUAACUGGAAGCCUUGAUCCGUAUGUUGAAGUGAAGCUAGGAAACUACAAGGGUACCACUCGCCAUUUCGAAAAGAAGACAAAUCCUAUGUGGAACCAAGUCUUCGCUUUCUCAAAGGAUCGAUUGCAAGCUUCUCAAUUGGAGGUUACUGUGAAGGACAAGGAUAUGGUGAAGGAUGAUUUUGUUGGCCGAGUAAUGUUCGAUAUAUCUGAAGUCCCUAAACGUGUUCCUCCAGACAGCCCUUUAGCACCGCAAUGGUACAGACUGGAAGAUCGGAAGGCAGAUAAGGUUAAAGGGGAGCUCAUGUUGGCUGUUUGGAUGGGCACCCAGGCUGAUGAAGCAUUUCCUGAAGCAUGGCAUUCUGAUGCGGCCACAGUUAGCAGUGAAGGCCUUGCUAACAUCCGAUCAAAGGUAUACCUCUCUCCCAAGCUUUGGUAUGUUAGGGUUAAUGUGAUCGAAGCCCAGGACUUACUACCUGGUGACAAGACUAGGUUCCCAGAGAUUUUUGUUAAGGUUAUCCUUGGUAAUCAGGCUUUGAGAACAAGAAUUUCUCAGAGCAGGAAUACUAAUCCAAUGUGGAACGAGGAUCUGAUGUUUGUAGCAGCUGAACCUUUUGAGGAGCACUUAGUGUUGAGUGUGGAAGAUAGAAUUGGAUCUAACAAAGAUGAAGUUCUGGGGAAGUGCGUGAUUCCUUUGCAGAGUGUGGAGAGAAGAUUGAAUAAUAAGGUUGUGAACACUAAGUGGUAUAAUCUUGAGAAGCAUGUGAUUGUAGAUGGAGAAAAGAAGGAGAUAAAAUUCGCCAGUAGGAUUCAUCUCAGGAUCUGUUUGGAUGGUGGAUAUCAUGUUCUGGAUGAAUCAACACACUACAGCAGUGAUCUUAGGCCAACCGCUAAGCCAUUGUGGAAGUCUAGCAUUGGAGUUUUGGAAUUGGGGAUUUUGAAUGCUCAAGGAUUGUUGCCUAUGAAGACUAAGGAUGGAAGGGGUACGACAGAUGCCUAUUGCGUGGCCAAAUACGGGCAGAAGUGGGUACGAACAAGAACCAUCAUAGAUAGCUCUACUCCAAAGUGGAAUGAGCAAUACACAUGGGAGGUUUAUGAUCCUUGCACUGUUAUUACAAUUGGAGUGUUUGAUAACUGUCACUUGCAUGGAGGAGGAGAUAAGGCUGGAGGGGCAAAGGAUUCAAGAAUUGGAAAGGUUAGGGUUCGUCUUUCUACGCUUGAAACUGAUCGGGUUUACACACACUCCUAUCCUCUUCUGGUAUUACAUCCCUCGGGUGUCAAGAAGAUGGGUGAAGUUCAGUUGGCUGUGAGGUUUACAUGCUCAUCUUUGCUAAAUAUGUUGCAUAUAUACGCACAGCCAUUGUUGCCAAAAAUGCAUUACCUUCAUCCAUUAUCUGUUACUCAGCUUGAUAACUUGAGACACCAGGCCACUCAGAUUGUCUCUAUGAGGCUGAGCCGUGCAGAACCACCUCUGAGGAAAGAGGUUGUGGAAUAUAUGUUGGACGUUGACUCACAUAUGUGGAGUAUGAGGAGGAGCAAAGCUAAUUUUUUCAGGAUUAUGGGGGUUCUCGGUGGGUUAAUUGCUGUUGGAAGAUGGUUUGAUCAGAUAUGCAAUUGGAAAAACCCUCUUACAACCAUUCUGAUUCACAUCCUCUUUUUAAUAUUGGUCCUGUAUCCAGAGUUGAUUCUACCCACAGUUUUUCUCUACCUUUUCUUGAUUGGGGUUUGGUACUAUCGGUGGAGGCCAAGACACCCACCUCACAUGGAUACUCGUCUGUCUCAUGCUGAUAAUGCACAUCCUGAUGAAUUGGAUGAAGAGUUUGACUCAUUCCCAACAUCGCGACCUGCUGAUAUUGUGAGGAUGAGAUAUGAUCGUUUGAGAAGUGUGGCCGGGAGGAUACAGACGGUGGUUGGUGAUUUGGCAACCCAAGGGGAGAGGUUGCAGUCUCUGCUGAGCUGGAGAGAUCCGAGAGCUACAGCUUUGUUCGUGACUUUCUGUUUGAUUGCUGCGAUAGUGCUAUAUGUAACACCAUUCCGUGUUGUGGCCUUCAUCACAGGCAUUUAUGUGUUGAGGCAUCCUAGGUUCCGCCAUAAGCUUCCCUCGGUGCCUCUGAACUUUUUCAGGAGGUUGCCCGCAAGAACAGACAGCAUGUUAUGAGCUCAGCUCAUUGUGCAUGUAGCAGCCAUGAACUCAAUCUUGAAUCUCUUCCCAUCUUAUGUGCCAAUCCCCUUAAACCGUUGUGGUUAUGUGGCACUGUAUGGAGCUCAUUUAGAUUUAUUUUCAAUUGGUGGCUAAUGUUGGGUUCUGGUAUGGUGUACAUUCCUCCCCCCCUGCAGCAGGAGGAAUCAUGAAAGUUUAUUUAUGUCAUCUCAAAGAUUUCUGUUUCAGCUUGUCGUCUGUUUGGUAAUCAAUGCAUGUUGGUUUCUAUA
This is a messenger RNA of Telopea speciosissima, 2729 nucleotides long. RefSeq names its product FT-interacting protein 3-like. Lineage: Eukaryota; Viridiplantae; Streptophyta; Magnoliopsida; Proteales; Proteaceae. The coding region runs from base 133 to 2457 and encodes 774 amino acids. The transcript has a single exon. The record is from RefSeq and is a predicted model, not a curated record.